AUGAAGCUCGCAUUUGGUGCUUUUAUCUGCCUCGCCGCGGCCCUCGUGCCAGCUGCUCAGGCUGCAUCCGUCGGUAUGGCCUUCCAGCGUCGUGACGCCGUCGUCACUUCUCAGUCGGGUUCUACCAGCCCCGAGUUCGGUCUCAACCUGGCCAACCAGUACCUCAAGCGGAACGGUCAGGGUCUGCCUGCGCCCAAGGACGUCAAGUCGACCUUCCCCACUUGCCAGUGGCGACACUACAACGGUCAAUAUGCCUUCCUCGACGACUACAACGUGUCGUGCUAUCUGUCGCCAUCUUACAAGUACCACGCCUACUCUGUCGCGAAGGCCAUGAACGUCACGGCCAGCCUGACGCCGCCUGGUGGAGCCUGCUUCGACACCGCCAACCCGGCCGCCUACCCUGCCGGCAUCCCCCGGUACACGAUGGCAGUCCCAUACCUGUACUUCAACAACGUCUACGACCGUCGCUGCAAGGUUCGUGCCAUGAUCAAGGUGCCCAAGACCGACGAGCACGCCGAGUACUGGGUCCAGGCCUGGGUUGUCGAGCACGACGGUGGCUACUGGGACAACACUGGCAAGAACAACCCCAACGGCCCUCAAGUGGGCGUGCUGAUCGACGAGGGUCUGUACCCCAAGUUCUUUAACAAGAACCAGAAGGACCCCGACUUCAAGGGCGUCACCAACGUCGAGUGGUUCUUCCUCGACAUCAACACCAUCGGUUAG
Molecule: messenger RNA, 723 nt
Organism: Kalmanozyma brasiliensis GHG001
Lineage: Eukaryota; Fungi; Basidiomycota; Ustilaginomycetes; Ustilaginales
Exons: 1
Coding region: 1-723 (240 amino acids)
Source: RefSeq, a predicted model, not a curated record